Prorocentrum cordatum is the source of this 505-nucleotide messenger RNA. Lineage: Eukaryota; Dinophyceae; Prorocentrales; Prorocentraceae. The record is from the annotation of a GenBank genome assembly.
AGGAGUUCCGGCCCGACAUCCACCGGCUUUUCGUUGACGUGACCCUGUUCUUCGUCUUGCAGGACGGGCUGCGCAUCCUGCACGUGCUGUACCCGUCGAUCCGCGCGCUGUGGAGCCUGGGCUGCUCGAGGGAGGAGAGCAGACCGCGGGGGCACAAGCGCACCGCCAUCAUCUCUGGCGUGCGUGGGCUCUGCGAGGCAGCCGUUGGCCAGCCCGACGACGCGUCGGCGGGAGGCACCGGCAGGAUAGGCCUGCUGACGGAGCAGACGGAGGGUCCCGUGGAGAAGGACGCGGAGUCCAUUGUCGCGUACUGCCUCCUGGGAGGCAUCACCGUCGGCGGGGCGGGCUCCCAGCAGGCGCAGACGCUGAGGCUCACCUGCAAGCUGGCCAGGCCUGGUGCCCCCGCGGACGACGCGUGGGCGCCCGACGGCCAGGGUGUACAUUCGAGGCUCAGACGCUGCGGUGGUGCCGACGCCGAGGUAGAGAACUCAGGCGGCGACCCGCG